GUUCGUUUCAUGGGUAUUUGGAAAGGCUGGGUGAGGGAGUGAGUGAGCGAAAGGUGGAGAGUGCUAGGCUUUAAGGUUCACACUCUUUUUAGGCUGGCGGCUGACCUGAGCGUGCGCCCCCCGACGAGAACGAUUUCGACCGUGCGGAGGCUAGUGAAAGCGACUGGAAUGAGAGAAUAAUAAAGUGAGAGCUGAUUUAGGAGUAAAGGAACGACAAGCAGAGGCACCGCGGCGGUAGACACCAGCCAGACAACCGUUAGCUACGGACAGAGAGAGAGAGAAAAGGAAAAAAUUAAAAGGGGGACGGUUUGACAUUUGUGUAAAGCGCACAGAGUAACCAGAUUGUGGAAACCUUAGUACACCGGGUAUGGCAGACGCAGACGUCGACUUCCAGACAGGCGAUGCCGGGGCAUCCGCCACCUUCCCCCAGCAGUGCUCGGCGCUGCGCAAGAACGGCUUCGUGGUGCUGAAAGGACGACCCUGCAAGAUCGUGGAGAUGUCCACCUCCAAGACCGGAAAACACGGCCACGCUAAGGUCCACAUGGUUGGUAUUGACAUCUUCAACGGCAAGAAAUAUGAAGAUAUCUGUCCCUCCACCCACAACAUGGACGUCCCCAACAUCAAGAGACUGGACUACCAGUUGAUUGGGAUCACGGAUGGUUACCUGUCUCUGCUCCAGGACAGUGGUGAGGUGAGAGAGGACCUGAAGAUGCCAGAGGGAGACAUGGGCAAAGAGAUCGAAACCAAGUAUGACGCUGGAGAGGAGAUUCUGAUCACUGUUCUGUCUGCAAUGAACGAGGAGGCUGCAGUUGCCAUCAAGGCCAUGGCUAAAUAAGACACUACAGGGGUUAACAAGAUGCACUGGAUCUGAAAAAGGAGGGAAUACGGCCAUGUCAAUGCUAUUCUCUCUUUCUUUCUUUUUUUCUUUUUCGUCAACUCUCUCCCUCUCUGUACUUUCUCACCCUUCUCUGGGUAAAAUUGGAAACUAAUUUCAAUAAAUAAUUGGGAAUUGCAAA
Oncorhynchus nerka (sockeye salmon) is the source of this 1016-nucleotide messenger RNA. Its product is annotated as eukaryotic translation initiation factor 5A-1. The transcript has 6 exons. Gene Ontology annotation, biological process: translational elongation; positive regulation of translational termination; positive regulation of translational elongation. NCBI's taxonomy places the organism in Eukaryota, Metazoa, Chordata, Actinopteri, Salmoniformes, Salmonidae. The record is from RefSeq and is a predicted model, not a curated record. Gene Ontology annotation, molecular function: translation elongation factor activity; RNA binding; ribosome binding. The coding region runs from base 368 to 835 and encodes 155 amino acids.